Helobdella robusta is the source of this 342-nucleotide messenger RNA. RefSeq lists its product as hypothetical. The transcript has 2 exons. The record is from RefSeq and is a predicted model, not a curated record. Bases 1 to 342 code for a protein of 113 amino acids. Lineage: Eukaryota; Metazoa; Annelida; Clitellata; Rhynchobdellida; Glossiphoniidae.
AUGUGUAUCUGUGACGUGUUCAUAACGUACCUGUCGGAGGCAACUCGAAGGAACUUAUCGGCGGUGUUGAUGAUCCUUCAGAUGGUUGGCGUCGUCUUUGGCGUUACGUCAUCGGUCAUCGGCUACUACCUGAAGGUCACCAACGUCGAGAUGGAGGGCCUGGUCUUUGAAACCCUCAUGGAGACCAUGCCCGAGUUUCUCUUCUACAAUGGAUUUGUUAUGGGCUUCAUGCACAUAAUAUCUUUCCAGGGGUGCUUUGGGGCUGAAACCCCCCUUUCAUCAGAUAGUUUUGUUAAAGUUAGGAAGACUAAAUUUAACAAAAAUUCCAUGUUUAUCCUAUGA